AUGCCACCGAGUCCCGUUGCGCCCUCUGCAGCAAACCGUACCACCGGUAACAUUAUCGACGACUACGGUAAAACGCACAAGGCCCGAGCUCUCCUCGAUUCAGCAUCGAUGUCGAAUUUCAUUUCGAAACCGCUAGCUAAGAACCUCUACAGUCGCCGAUCAACAGUCAACGUGUCCGUCGCAGGCAUUGGAUCAUCCACACAGAAGGUCAGUACUGCCAUUACCGCAACCAUCGAGUCGGGAGAUCGAACGAUCUCGAUGAAAUUGCAGUUUUUGGUAUUGAAGCAGCCAUCAUCGGAGCUGCCAACAACGCCGAUUGACAUUUCGGCAUGGAAAAUUCCGGAUGUAAGGCUAGCAGAUCCUCAGUUCAGUAUUCCCGGAAGUGUCGACCUCGUCAUCGGCAGUGAAACUUAUUGGGAACUCCACACGGGUAGGAAGAUUUCUCUGGGUGAAGGUCUUCCGUGGGUAGUCGAAACCCCAUUUGGUUGGGCGGUUACUGGUCCCGCAGCUCGCACGGCUACCUGCAUUCCACGAUUCUGCUAUCUCUCCACCGUAGAUGAACGGCUGGAAUCCACUCUACAAAGGUUUUGGGAAAUGGAAACAAUUCCAUCGGAUCCGGUCCAGUCUACCGAAGAAAGUCGUUGUGAGGAGCUGUACGCUGCAACGACUACGCGCGAUUCAUCAGGAAGGUACGUUGUGCGUCUCCCACGGAUUGAAGAUCCCGAAAUCAUGCUCGGAGAAUCGAGAUCAAUAGCAGAUCGACGCUUUCUGAGCUGCUAUAUUCCACAUCACGUCGUCUUCAAGGAAUCCAGUACGACCACGAAAGUCAGGGUUGUCUUCGACGCGUCAUGCAAGACUUCGUCGGGCUAUUCCUUGAACGACACUCUGCUUGUUGAACCUGUUGUUCAGCAAGAUCUCUACUCGAUCUAUUUGAGAUUCCGGACAAGAGUUGUCGCCAUCGUAGCAGAUGUCGAGAAGAUGUAUCGACAAGUGCUGCAUCAUCGAAUCGACCUAGUAUUCCUCCGCAUACGAUAUCGUAGAAGUCCUACCGAUCCAAUCGCCACAUACGAACUACAAACUGUCACCUACGGAACAGCAAGCGCUCCUUAUUUGGCAACGAAGACACUUCAGCAGAUCGCGAAGGAUCAUGAGCAUUUGUAUCCCGCUGCAGUCAACUCGGUUGUUGAAGAUUUCUACGUCGACGAUCUUUUGUCUGGAGCAUCGGAUGUGGAAGCUGCGAUUAUUCUCCGCCGAGAAAUCACUGCCAUGCUUAGUUCCGCUGGGUUCAUGCUGAAGAAGUGGGCGUCGAAUGCCCAUGAAGUGCUAGAGGGUGUCCCACCAGAGGAUCUUGCAAUUCAGCCUAUCCAUGAUCUACAGGAUGAGCAGACAAUCUCCACACUUGGUCUACUUUGGGAGCCAACCGCCGAUAUGCUACGGUUCAAGGUUGAAUUACCUCUUCCUGCUGCCAUCCUUACAAAGCGGAAAGUGAUGUCGUAUAUAGCUCAAAUAUUCGACCCACUGGGAUUAUUGGGUCCAACGACAACCAAGGCAAAGCUCUUCAUGCAACAUUUGUGGACGUUGAAGCGCAAUGGUGUUUCCUGUGAAUGGGAUUCUCCACUACCAGAGAAACUUCAAGCCGAUUGGAAGCAGUUUCACUCUACCCUCCACAUUCUCGCUGAUAUCCGUAUUCCUCGAUUGGUGUUGGCUUCCGGAGUCAACAAUAUCCAGCUGCAUUUCUUCGCCGAUGCAUCCUCCAUUGCAUACGGUACGUGCUGCUACGUUCGCACGGAAUCAAUGGUAGGAGUAUUUGUACACCUUUUGACAUCUAAGUCUAAGGUCGCCCCGUUGUCUACACAUCAUUCCAUCGCUAGACUUGAGCUCUGUGCCGCUCAUCUAGCUACUCAACUUUACAAGAAAGUAGAAGCGACCUUGAAGGUUUCAGCAACGGCAUUCUUUUGGUCGGAUUCCAGUACCGUGCUUCAGUGGUUGCGUGCAUCUCCAAAUCGCUGGAAGACAUUCGUCGCCAAUCGCGUGUCUAAAAUCCAGACCACCACGGAUAUCAAUCACUGGAGACACAUCGCAGGCUUAGAGAAUCCUGCGGACGAUAUUUCUCGUGGCCUAAAUCCAACGGAUAUUCUGCACCGUUAUCGGUGGUGGCAUGGCCCACCAUGGUUGUCGCAAACUCGCGAUCUCUGGCCCAGGACCAUCAUCGAUCAGGAGUACUCCCCCGCAGCGUCCGAAGAAGGGCGCAAAAUUCCGAUUGUUGCAAUGACUGCUGCACAAGCAACUCUCUGUGAGGAUUUGUUCGCACGGUACUCCAGCUACAGCAAACUACGCCGAGUCUUGGCAUUCUGCGAACGCUACCUACAGUGCCUGAAAGAUCGUUCUCUCCUGCGCAAAUCCGAUCCCAGUUUCGCUGAACUAGUAGUUCAAGGAGAUAAAGCCGCAUCCGUUUCACGAGUUGCCACCACCGAGCUUCAACACGCCGAACAGCUACUGUGCCGUUUAUCACAACGCAAGGCUUUCGCUGAGGAGCUCUCCGAUCUUGCAAAUGGCGAACGCGUCAUUAAGUCAUCUUCACUCAAAUGGCUGAACCCGUUCGUAGACCAAAACGGUAUCAUCCGCGUCGGUGGUCGUAUCCGUAACGCCGCGUUAUCCGACGCAAUCAAACACCCGAUCGUUCUGUCCGCUAAACAUCCGCUGUCUGCUCUGUUGGCUAGCAGUUACCACCAAAAGCUACUGCAUGCAGGUCCACAACUCCUGCUAGCCACUCUCCGCCAGAAGUUUUGGAUUCUGGGCGGCAGAAACCUCAUAAAAUCCGUCUUCCACCAAUGCCACACUUGUUUUAGAAGCAAGCCAACUCUAGUCCAGCAGAGCACAGCCGAUCUGCCGGUAUCGCGAGUUUCGCCGACGCGUCCGUUUUCCGUGUGCGGUAUCGACUACUGUGGACCGUUCUACAUCAAGUCAGCAGUUCGAAAGCGUGGUCCUACAAAAAUCUACGUGGCCAUAUUCGUUUGCUUCUCAACCAAAGCUGUUCACAUCGAGUUAGUGAGCGAUUUGUCAACUCCUGCGUUCCUAGCUGCACUACGUCGUCUAGUCGCCCGCCGAGGAAAAGUCGUCGAGCUCCAUUCUGACAAUGCUACUGCCUUCAAAGGUGCUUCGCAUGCCUUGAAUAGGAUUUACCGAAUGCUAAAGAUUGAAGCUGCUGACCGUGCGCAAAUCUUCGAUUGGUGCUCCGAAAAUGAAAUCGUCUGGAAGUUUAUUCCACCCCGAGCUCCACACUUUGGAGGCCUCUGGGAAGCCGCUGUCAAAUCUGCGAAAACGCAUCUGCUGAAGACCGUUGGUAACGUCAACUUAGCCUACGAGGACCUGUUGACAUUGUUAGCACAAGUCGAGAUGUGCCUCAACUCUCGUCCGCUUACGCCGAUACCCGAGGACCCAUCUGACCUAGAAGUCCUAACGCCAGGACACUUCCUUGUUGGAAGCAGCCUACAAGCGGUUCCUGAACCGAACUGGACGGAUACCGCUGAUAAUCGCUUGGACCAUUGGGAAUUGACCCAGAAACGGCUGCAGGUGAUCUGGUCGCGCUGGUACCCGGAGUAUCUACAACAGCUACAAUCUCGUGCAACUAAGGGUUGCAAUCCGCCAGUCACCAUCGAACACGUGAUGAAGUAA
Molecule: messenger RNA, 3675 nt
Organism: Ochlerotatus camptorhynchus
Lineage: Eukaryota; Metazoa; Arthropoda; Insecta; Diptera; Culicidae
Exons: 2
Coding region: 1-3675 (1224 amino acids)
Biological process (GO): DNA integration
Molecular function (GO): nucleic acid binding
Source: RefSeq, a predicted model, not a curated record